AUGGCGCUGGACCUUCCUGCGUGCGCCUCUGGGGCUUGCUUGGCUCUGGUAGUCAUUUUGUCAAUUCCGCAUGCUCUCCAACUGACCACCAAAUUCUCGACAGAGUAUCGUUAUGAUCCGCUCGACAGCAACUUGGAUGACAAUGAAAAUAUCACUUCAUCGAAGCCGCCCGCAGCUCUAGGCCAGCGGAUACUACUGGUUAUUGCAGCCGUUGCGGGAACCUUCGUGGCUCUUCCACUAUCCACCGACAGCAACCCUUCUGCUGACUCACAAUCACGAGUUGUACAGAUCCUGCAAUUCGCAUCCUGGGUGUUUGUACUCUGUCAAGAGCUUAUCCUCGUCACGCACGACCGCUGUCGAUCACGAUACGUGCUGGGCUGCUACAGUGCAUGGGCCUGUGUGGCUCUUGGUCUUGCAAUUACUGGCACUGAGGCAUGGAAAUGGCAACAGGGGACACUGCGACUGCUUAUGUCUCGGGAUGGCGCGGCUGUUAUCGUGAAAAUUGUCGCGACCUGCAUCUUAGCUCUGACGAACCUGAGCAUGCCCCAAGGUCCCACGCUUUAUCGCGACGGCAAGGCGAUCGAUCGGCGUGAUGCAGUCUCCUUUCUUAGUCGAUACAGCUAUGCAUGGGCGCGUCCCAUUUUAGCUUUUGCAGCACGGUACAAACGCCUGAACACCGAUGAUCUGCCGGUCGUGGGGAACGAGGUGCGCGCGCGGACACUCUAUGCGCGCUUCACCGCAGCCAGUUCGUCCACGAAGCUGUGGAAAAAAUGUCUCCGUAUCUAUUGGCGGACCAUGGUCUUCCAAAAGUUUGAGGAGCGCGACGCUGGUGCUAGCAAUCAAAUGCAGCUGUGGCUGAUGGCCGCCGGACUUGGGGCCUCAAUGAUGAUUUCGUCGUGGCUGACAUCACUGUUGGAUUGGAUUGUCGACUUGCAGUUGUCCCUGCCUAUCCAUGAGCAACUCUUUGCUGCCAUCACCAGGAAGGCGCUGCGCUUGAAAGACGUUGCGGUGCCAGCAGCACGCAGCGAUGGUGAAAGUGCCGCGUCGUGUAACGGAGACGAGGAUGAGGACGAGGUAGAGGACGGAGUGCCCAGGUCCAAACACUCUAUCCUGAAUCUCCUUGGGGUCGAUGUUGAAAGCAUCUCAGAAUUCGCCUCUUUUAACUACUUGGUGCUCAACUGUUUCCUCGAACUUACCAUCGCCAUCCUCUUCCUGGUCCGCUUGAUGGGAUGGAAGCCCACACUCAUGGGCUGUGGCAUCCCCGUUCUUCUGAUUCCGUUAUACUACAUUUUGAACGACAGAUACACUAAAGGCGAAGAGGCGCUCAUGGAGCACCGUGACCGGAAGUCUUCGGUACUUUCUGAAGCUGUCCGUGGGAUUCGACAGAUUAAAUUUAAUGCGUUGGAAGGCGAAUGGUAUAACAAAAUCAUGAAGCUGCGCGUGAAGGAGCUUAACCUUCAGCGGAAUGUCUACUGGCUUGAUCUCAUCCUCGUCGGUAUCUGGUCGUUUGUGCCUAUUUGCAUGAGUAUCAUCUCAUUGGUUGCCUACAUCUAUCUGAAUGGAGCCAUCUCUGCCUCCGUUGCAUUUACGGCCAUUGCUAUUUUUGAGAGCAUGCAGUUUACGCUAACAAUCCUGCCCGAGAUGUUAACCCAUUUUCUGGAUGCCUCUGUCAGCGCACGGCGUAUCGAGCGCUUCUUGGGUCUUGCUGACCAUCGAGAUGAUCGGCAGUCGGGUACAAUGAUAAGUUUCCAAAAUGCCACGGUCGCCUGGCCAUCAGACGAGUCCCAUGACGCUGAAGGCUUCUUUCGUCUAAGAAACAUGCACUGCGACAUCCCGACGGGGAGGCUCACUGUCAUCUCGGGUCGCAGCGGGUCCGGAAAGAGUCUCCUUUUGCAAACAAUCAUUGGCGAGGCCGACGUUCUCGAGGGCAUCGUUGUGGUACCACAGCCUUCCUCUGCGGAACACAACAAUCAACAGCAGUGGAUCAGAGAGGGACACAUGGCGUACGUGUCUCAAGAUCCUUGGAUAGAGAACAUGACCGUUCGGGAAGCAAUCUUAUUCGGACUCCCGUGGAACCCUAGCCGUUACCAUGAAGUGCUGGAAGCAUGCGGGCUCAAUCAAGACAUCCGGUCCUUUGCUGAUGGAGACAAAACGGAUAUCGGUGCCAACGGUAUCAACCUGAGUGGCGGCCAGAAAUGGCGCCUGGCCUUCGCGCGGGCGCUGUACAGCCGGGCGAGCAUCCUCGUGCUCGACGAUAUCUUUAGUGCCGUGGACUCGCACGUAGGCCGGCAUCUUUACGAACACGCGUUGACGGGGCGGCUGUGUGAAGGGCGGACAAGAAUUCUAGCCACACAUCAUGUCCAGCUAUGCUUGGGAGGUACAUCGUACAGUAUCGCCCUUGAAGGCGGACAGAUGGUACAUGCAGGUCCCCCUAGGGAUAGCUCCUUCGACACUGCAUCGGAUGAAGUCCCCCAUCGACCAAAGCAGGCUGAAGAUUCCGCUGCUCCGAUCAAUUUUUCAGCAGAGUCACCCCGUCAUAUGCGUCGAUUUUCAACUUCCAGUUCAACCAGCUUAGAGAGGGGCCGAUCAGGCCAUGACAUUUCCCAUUCGGAGUCCCGGCCAGAUCAUUAUUACGAGGAAGAAAAACGGGAAACUGGUGCCGUGAAGAUCCAGGUCUUCAAUACCUACAUUCAGGCAUGCGGGGGCUAUCCCCACUGGGGGCUAAUCCUGUUUUUCUUUGCCCUAACGCUAGUUAUCUAUUUGGCAGUUCCUUACUGGCUUUCCAUCUGGACGAGAGCAUAUGACGAGGGUUCCUCGACCCCUGUCCUCAUGGUGGAGAAUCAAUUGGAUAGCAUAUCUAUCCAAGACAAUGUGACCACCAGGCUACAUCGCGAUUCCCGGCUAAGCUUCUAUGUCAGCAUUUACGUGGGACUGUCACUGUCCUCAUGGUUGCUGGAGAUCAUUCGCUACCGAUUAGUGAUGCAGGGCUCUCUAAGAGCAUCCAAAGUACUGUUUGAACGCUUUACCAACGCCAUCCUCCGAGCACCCCUAUAUUUCCUGGAUACCACACCAGUGGGACGGAUCCUGAACCGAUUCACGGCAGACUUUGGCGUGCUGGAUUCGGACCUAGCGUCGAACCUGUCCCACCUCCUGCACAGCGGUAUAUUGGUGAUGGCAGCUAUUAUAGCGGCCCUUGUGAGCUCCUUGGCAAUUGUAGCCUUCGGAGCUCUAUCUCUCCUCGCCUCCUGGAGUGUGGCAUACUUGUACAUCACCGGUGCUCGUGAAGCUAAAAGAUUAGAGAGCACCGCCCGAUCGCCCAUUCUUGAGCAGGUCGGAUCCUCGCUGUCUGGUCUCGCGACUAUUCGUGCAUUUGGAAAGGAAGCAGAAUUCGUUGACCGGACGUUUGAUUUAAUCAAUACCCAUUGUCAGGCCCUGUGGCACCGGCGGCUUUUUAGCUCCUGGAUGUCCUUUUGGCUUAGUAUGGUGGGAACUUCUUUUGUUACUGCCGUUGCUAUCAUGUUUGUGGGCAUUCGAAGUUUAGAUGCGCCUCUCGCAGGAUUUGCACUCAGCUUUACCUUGGACAUGUCGGCGGAUAUCUCCUGGCUGCUGUCGCAGUAUGCACAACUCGAACUUGACUUCAACGCUGCCGAACGAGUCUUUGAAUAUACUCAACUGGAGACAGAGCCUCAGGCUGGUGCUCCUGUCCCUGCUGCGUGGCCCACCAAGGGCGAAAUUGAAGUCACCGACCUGUUUGUGCGCUAUGCACCUAACUUGCCCCCAGUGUUGAAGGGGCUCAGCUUCUCGGUGCGAGCAGGAGAACGCAUCGGCAUUGUCGGCCGGACGGGAGCCGGGAAAUCAUCGCUUUCCCUAGCCCUGCUGCGGUUCCUCGAGCCUCAAUCUGGAUCAAUCCAGAUUGACGGCGUGGAUCUGGCAAAGAUGCAACUACAUGACGUCCGCUCGCGAGUGGGUAUUAUCCCACAGGAUCCGGUAGUUUUCGCAGGGACCGUACGCGAAGUGCUGGAUCCAUUCAACCGACACGAUGAUGACGAGCUACGAGACGCAUUGCAGAACGUGGUAGGCGGCGACGACGACAACGACCACGGGAAUUCACCAACCCAAUUCGAAUCAACAAACGACAUCUUCUCCUUAUCGUCUUUUAUAGCCGAAGGAGGUCGGAACCUCUCGCAAGGCCAACGACAACUGCUGUGUCUGGCGCGCGCCAUUGUGUCCCGCCCUAAGAUCCUGAUUAUGGACGAGGCGACUGCAUCGGUGGAUAUGGAGUCGGAUGCUCGCAUCCAGCGGUCGAUCCGGCAGGAUAUCCGUGACUGCACAUUGCUGGUCAUUGCGCACAGACUGUCGACUAUUGCCGACUUUGAUCGCAUCCUGGUACUAGACCAAGGGACUGUGGCCGAGUUCGAUCGCCCGGCGGCGCUGAUGACCAAGGAGGGCGGGAUAUUUAAGGCGAUGGUGGAGCAGAGUGGGGAUAGGACUGCGAUUGAGCAGAUAAUUUUUGGACAAAUUUCUGAUGCUGAGUCUACUUGA
Messenger RNA from Aspergillus tanneri, 4542 nucleotides. Its product is annotated as putative ABC transporter. NCBI's taxonomy places the organism in Eukaryota, Fungi, Ascomycota, Eurotiomycetes, Eurotiales, Aspergillaceae. Bases 1 to 4542 code for a protein of 1513 amino acids. Gene Ontology annotation, molecular function: ATP hydrolysis activity; ATP binding; ABC-type transporter activity. Gene Ontology annotation, cellular component: membrane. The record is from RefSeq and is a predicted model, not a curated record. Gene Ontology annotation, biological process: transmembrane transport. The transcript is spliced from 4 exons.